AUGGCUGUUUCCCGCAGUUCUUCUGAAUUUCGAAUAGUUCUCAAGAUUCUCUGUUUUCGAUUAUCUAAUAAAUCACUUAAUGAAAGUAGAUUCUCUUUCCAUUCAUUUCAAAAUGUCUAUGAUCUCUUCCCGAACCAUGAUAUAAAAUCAAUACAAACAAUGAUGAGAACUGUGAAUACUUUCUCUGCUUCAACAGGAUUAGUGAUAAAUCCUAACAAAUGUAGAGUUUACUGUGGAGGGAUGGACAGAGAUGCAAAGGAAACCAUGUCUCAAGCUUCUGGCUUUGAAGAGGGUAAGCUCCUUAUGAAAUACCUAGGAGUGCCAAUAACUUAUAAGAGACUGACAAUUAACCAGUAUAUGCCACUGAUAGAGAAAAUUGUUCAUAGGCUGAAGCAUUGGAUUGUGAAUCUGCUAAGCUACUCUGGUAGAAUUAUGUUGGUUAAAAGUGUGAUCCUAGCCAUUGCCCAAUACUGGAUGCAAUGUAUUCCCCUUCCCCAAACUGUUAUUGAAAAAAUUGACAGGCUUUGUAGAACUUUCAUAUGGACUGGUAACACAGAAUUGAGUAAAAAAAGCCCUAUGGCUUGGAGCAAUGUGUGUAGGCCAAAAAGUUAA
Vicia villosa (hairy vetch) is the source of this 612-nucleotide messenger RNA. RefSeq lists its product as uncharacterized. The transcript has a single exon. The record is from RefSeq and is a predicted model, not a curated record. The coding region runs from base 1 to 612 and encodes 203 amino acids. Lineage: Eukaryota; Viridiplantae; Streptophyta; Magnoliopsida; Fabales; Fabaceae.